CGUAAGAUUUACGCGUCAAGUAUGGCUGGACGUGGUUCUGGAUUAGGAAAAGGCAAUGAUAAAAAUGUUGCUUCGCUACUACUUCAACCCCCUGGAUCUGGAUUUUCGUGGGAUCAAAUGGCAGGGAGUGCUAUUCUACUACCUGUAUCACAGUCAGGAGAAAUGGAUAGUUUUGUAGGACAGUCACUCCUGGCAACAGAGCAACAAGUUGCAUCUCCUACCAAAAGCAUAAUGCAACCACCUGUACCUUCUCAGAGAAAGGAUUCAGGUGGUAGUGGUGGUAUGCUGAGUCAGCUCCAGCAGCCCUUGCGUCCACCCCAAGCAAAAUUACCAACAAAGUCACUGUCUCCGAUGUCAAGUGAAACUUCAACUCCAAGUGAUUCCCCAAGACCAUCUCCUGCUCCUACUCCUAUUUCAGAUACCACAGUAGGACCCCCACCCAUAAGUACAGUACCUUUGUAUUCUGGACCCACAAAUAUCCCACCACAUACAGUGGGGAGUGUUUCUGAUUUGUCGGGCCCACCCCCAACAGGCCCAGCUCAAAAUUUUCGUCGUCAGUCACCAAUGAGAUAUGCACCUACACCAGGAUUAUAUGGAAAGCCAAAUGUAGUACCAGGAAAUUUCGGACCUCCUCCAGUGGUUGAUACUGCACCUCCUUUGGUCCCAUCAUCAGGCUCACAAGAGCAGAAUAUCUCUGUGACCACAUCACCAAUCCUCCAGCUCCCCCAAACCUCACAGAUGCCAUAUGGAGCUCAGACACAAGCAUGGAACCUACCUGUAGGAUUUAUAACAUAUCAACCAGUCCAGCCUCACUGGUUUUAUGAAAAAGAAAUUGAGAAGAGAAAACUUUGGAUACCUUUUAGUAUUAUUGAUUCUCUUAAUCUUGAGGAAGCAUAUAAAAGAGAUCCUCAUGGUAGUGUUGUAGCUACAGAUGGAGGUAGAUAUGAUGUUGUUUUGGGAGAACGACUGAAGAAGUCUGUAUAUUGGGAAGAAGAACCUCACUCAGUUAAGAGAUGUACUUGGUUCUACAAACAAGAAGGGCAGAACAAAUUUGUCCCAUACGAAGAAGACAUUGCUAGUAAACUGGAGGAAGAGUUCAAAUAUGCAGUUUCCAACAACAGCUGGAAUAGAAGGAUAGAGUUACCUGAUUCUGAAUUAAUCAUCAUGUAUAGCCCUAAUUCCAUCCUCCACACACUACCCACCAACAAGCCUGAUGAAUGGGGAAACGUAAUUGAGAUUCAACGACCUCGUGUUGUGAAAAGAGGAGCUGAAAAUUUUGAGCUUGUUGAUUAUGGAGAAUCCACACAAAUUGACCAUCUGGUGUUUGUAAUUCAUGGAGUUGGAGCCAUUUGUGACUUAAGAUGUCGUUCUGUUGUAGAAUGUGUGGAUGACUUUCGAAGUCUUGCCAUAAACCUCCUUCAGAGCCACUUUAAAGAACAUGUGGAUGAAGGCCAGGUGGGAAGGGUGGAGUUUCUUCCAGUUUCUUGGCACUCAACACUACAUAGUGAUGCAACAGGAAUUGACAAACAAAUGAAAACAAUCACACUGUCAAGCAUCCCCAAGCUCCGAAAUUUUACCAAUGACACACUACUUGACAUACUCUUCUAUACAAGCCCAGUUUACUGCCAGACCAUAGUAGACACUGUCGGGUCUGAAUUGAAUCGUCUCUACCAUUUGUUUUGCAGUCGAAACUCGACCUUUCAGGGAAAAGUUUCUGUUUCUGGCCAUAGCUUAGGUUCUUUGAUCCUCUUUGACAUUCUUGACCACCAGAUGGACCAAAGUCCUUUGAAAGGUCAAAGUCUUCCUGAUGUCUCAUUGGUUCCAUCCAUACAUAGUGCUGCUGUAGAACAACAACAAUUACUCAGUGAGGAUUUUACAGCAGACCAAGAUGUGCCAGCAACAUUAGAAUCUGUUUUUGAAAAACUAGGUCUUGUAGAAUAUGUGAGCAAAUUUGAAGAAGAAAAAAUUGAUUUAGAAACACUGCAUAUGUGCAGUGAAAAUGAUAUUAAAGAAAUGGGUCUGCCAAUGGGACCACGGAAGAAACUUCUGUGUUAUCUUCAAGAAAGGGAAGAAAAGAAAGAGGAGGAAAAGCAUAUGUCCUUAAGCAAGCCAAGUGAACCUGUUCCAGUUUCACCUGUAAAUAUCAGUCAGAUGAUUGGUUCUCAAAGAACGGAAUCCGUUACUACAGUCAACUAUCACAUGGGUGUUGCUGGUACAGGCCAACCAUCUGUAAUCUAUCCAAAGCUAGACUUUGCACCCUCUUGUUUUUUUGCUCUUGGAUCACCUAUAUCUAUGUUCCUAGCCGUUCGUGGGAUCGAAACAAUAGGGGAAGACUAUAGGCUUCCAACUUGCCCAUGGUUUUUCAACAUCUUCCAUCCGUUUGACCCUGUGGCCUACAGAAUGGAGACACUAAUAGAUCCAAACAUGGCCAUCAAACCUGUUCAGAUUCCUCAUCACAAAGGAAGAAAAAGAAUGCAUCUAGAAAUCAAAGAUAGUCUUACUAAACUUGGAUACGACUUGAAGCAGAAACUGGUAGAAUCUCUCCGUUAUACCUGGAAUAGUAUUAAUGAAUUUGCAAGGGCUCAUCGUUCAACACAGUCCCAAAUAGAGGCUGUGAUGGACCAGGUUGUACAGGAAGAAGUUGAUCGACAGAGACAAGAAAGUGAUGACUUAGAAAGUACUGUUUCUGCAUCUGACGUAUCUUCAGAAGAAAUCCAAAUAGGCCAGCUAAAUGGUGGACGACGUAUAGAUUAUGUACUUCAAGAAAAGCCCAUUGAGAGUUUUAACGAAUAUCUUUUUGCUCUAGGAAGUCAUGCUUGCUAUUGGGAGUCUGAAGAUACAGUGCUUAUGAUUCUACGAGAGCUUUAUGCACUCCAAGGAAUUCGGCCAAAGAGACAAGGUCCACCAACACCACAGAAGAUUCCUUUGUAUAACCCCGCCAUUGCAAGACCUCCCCUACCACCUCUUCAGUCCUCAACAGCUUCAGACCUUGCAGCACCACCUGCUUUUGCGUCUAUGCUAAACACCUCCACAGCACCUCUACAGUUUUCACAACCCCCUCCUGUGAAUAAACCAGUUGGUCCCCCUCCUUUAUCUGGGUUUGUAAGUGCCUCCCCUUUUACAAAGAAAUAAUAAUAGUCUGUGCUACCCUACAAGUAUACACACCGAGUUAUUGUUAAAUACGUACAAGUAUCCUAAAGACUUAAAAUACACGACAAGCAUAUGAGAGAUUUCAAGUUAUAUCUCUUAGUGCUCUAAGAAUUAUCUUCUGUAAUAGGUAAGAACUUAGUAUAACAAAGCUCCUAUAAUAACAGUUAAGACAUUCCAUGUGUAGCAGGAUGUAUCAGAAAAAUAGUUUUUUGUUUUUACUUCAUUUUUACUAAAAAUGCUCCUUUAUGGCUUAACUUCAUACUAGUAACAGAAGCAUACCGACAGGAGUAGCAGUUAAAUAGUUCUUUGGGAAGUAAACAUAGUUUUUCAUUAAAGUAAAUACCAAUAUUGGACACAUGCAACAUAACUGAAACACUUGAAAGUUUAAUAGAGCCAAUAAAGUAAGUUUAAUGUUUUUUUAAACAGUACUUCUGAACAGAUCACACUGUAGUUUAUAUUAAUACUAUGCUAGAAAGUAUCUUUAAAGAACUUGUUAUAUAAUGGGUCUUCUAAAAACUUCAUGCUACAAAAUAUUGUCAUUUAGAGUGAAAGUGUUAUUGUAUCAUGAUUAAAGUGAUAUUUAUAGCUUGUGUAUUUCAGUAUUAACUAACUAUCAAACUUUAUUUUUUCUACAAAGAAGUUAACCACUUUUGUGGUAUAUUCAAAAAUACCAAAACAUUGAUUGGUAAUCUGAAUUAUUUGCUAUUGAAUUCAAUUUCUACUAAUUAAAAACUUAUCCUAUAAAAUGUUUUAAAUCAUAAAAAAUGCUAUUUUUAGAUUAUACACCAGCUGUCAAGUUACUAAAUAUGGCAAGAUUAUUUAAACAGUAUUAUUGUGAAAUGUUUUAAUAACUAGCCACAAGCAGAAGUGCUUUUGAACUUUGAAAUAAUUAAGUGGUGCGAGGAUUAUAAAACAUGUAGUAGUCUUGGGAAAACUUUUAAGUAAAUUAUACUUUUAUGUUUCUGCACUAUAUUUAAUAAGAUUAAAACACAUAAUGGGCAAAUAGCUUUGAGUUUUAGUUGUCAACAGCUAAUAUCCUAAUAAAACUAAAUUUGACAAUGUUAUUGGUGACUUAAGAAUGAAGACUACAAAGGUUAGUUUUUUUCAAAUAUUGGUCGUAUAUUCUACUAAUAUCUCUUGCUAUCCAUGUAUUAUUCUUAUAUGCAGCAAAUAUAAAUCAUAAAAGGUAUUGCUAAUAAAGAAACUCUUUUAAAUACAGUGGUAGUAAUGUAAGCAUGAUGAUUCAAAUUUACAUCAUAGUUUAAAAAACUAAACAUUAAUACUUUAGCAUUAGUUUAUUUUACUAUGUAAAUGGCUGAUAAAUAAUAAACUUGUCAACUGCUAAGUCCUUUCCAGAGAUGUUAAAGUAAAAUCUUAUUUGAAGAAGUUAUUUAUUACUCUUUAUUAAUAUAAAAUUAUCUCAGCUUUAAGAGGUUAUGUACUCGCAAAGAAAGAUUAACAAGUAAUUAGAAUUGCCAGUUAUGUUUACUGACAUUAAAAUGAGUGACAAGCCUUUUUGUCAGCCGAGAUUUAUCUAUUCUAUACAGUUUAAGGAUGUAUUCUGAAACAGCUGUAUUGAAGUUGUAAUGUUGUUGUUAAACAUCUGAUUUGAAUUCCUUUUAAUGCCCUUUCUUUGCAAUAAUAUAUACAUCUGAGGUAACAAUACAUUAAGUUUAAACUUAUCAGCUCCCAAAAUUUGGGAAGUUAGUGUAAGUGUAAAUAUCUGUGUUUUACUUGUGGAUUGUUAUGUAAAAUAAAUCAAGGGAAGUGGUUCAUUCAUUUAAUGCUGUUUCUUCAUACUUUUAUUUUGGUUUCAAUUUCUGAGAUUUGUACACAUUGAUUAAAGGUUUUCAGUGAUU
Messenger RNA from Limulus polyphemus (Atlantic horseshoe crab), 5009 nucleotides. RefSeq names its product phospholipase DDHD2-like (gene PAPLA1). NCBI's taxonomy places the organism in Eukaryota, Metazoa, Arthropoda, Merostomata, Xiphosura, Limulidae. Gene Ontology annotation, molecular function: protein binding; metal ion binding. The transcript has 17 exons. The record is from RefSeq and is a predicted model, not a curated record. Gene Ontology annotation, cellular component: COPII-coated ER to Golgi transport vesicle. Bases 22 to 3132 code for a protein of 1036 amino acids.